This is a messenger RNA of Coregonus sp. 'balchen', 6052 nucleotides long. The record is from the annotation of a GenBank genome assembly. NCBI's taxonomy places the organism in Eukaryota, Metazoa, Chordata, Actinopteri, Salmoniformes, Salmonidae.
AUGGGUCACCUGAUGAGGAUGAAAGACAGACAGGCGGCCACAGACACCAUGUUCUCCCCUCUCAAGGAAACCAUCCAGUUCCUCAAAGACUUUGGAGAGGAGUUGCCUGACGAGGUCCACGCUCAGCUACAGGUAAGCGACACACAGAUCUGACUCCAGGUAAAAGUGGCACCUUACUACAGAUCUAGGAUCACUAGAGAUAUUGUUUAAUAGCUCUCUCAGCAAGGGCAGAACCUCUUUACCGCAUGGGUUUCCAUUGCUUAAUAACAAAACAAGGAGCUGAUCUUUAUUUAGCCUUUAAACAUGAAACAAUGUGUCUUGGUUUAGGAUCUUCCAGAGCACUGGAAUAACGUGAAAAAGACGUCCCUCCAAGUCAAACAGAACUUGGCUCCACUGCAAGCACAUGAAGUUAACAUCGUCCGAAGGAAAUGCCAGCAAUUUGAGGUACUUUUUAACACAUACAGUGAGGGAAAAAAGUAUUUGAUCCCCUGCUGAUUUUGUACGUUUUCCCACUGACAAAGACAUGAUCAGUCUAUAAUUUUAAUGGUAGGUUUAUUUGAACAGUGAGAGACAGAAUAACAACAAAAAAAAACAGAAAAACGCAUGUGAAAAAUGUUAUAAAUUGAUUAGCAUUUUAAUGAGGGAAAUAAGUAUUUGACCCCUCUGCAAAACAUGACUUAGUACUUGGUGGCAAAACCCUUGUUGGCAAUCACAGAGGUCAGACGUUUCUUGUAGUUGGCCACCAGGUUUGCACACAUCUCAGGAGGGAUUUUGUCCCACUCCUCUUUGCAGAUCUUCUCCAAGUCAUUAAGGUUUCGAGGCUGACGUUUGGCAACUCAAACCUUCAGCUCCCUCCACAGAUUUUCUAUGGGAUUAAGGUCUGGAGACUGGCUAGGCCACUCCAGGACCUUAAUGUGCUUCUUCUUGAGCCACUCCUUUGUUGCCUUGGCCGUGUGUUUUGGGUCAUUGUCAUGCUGUAAUACCCAUCCACAACCUAUUUUCAAUGCCCUGGCUGAGGGAAGGAGGUUCUCACCCAAGAUUUGACGGUACAUGGCCCCGUCCAUCGUCCCUUUGAUGCGGUGAAGUUGUCCUGUCCCCUUAGCAGAAAAACACCCCCAAAGCAUAAUGUUUCCACCUUCAUGUUUGACAGUGGGGAUGGUGUUCUUGGGGUCAUAGGCAGCAUUCCUCCUCCCAAAGAACUCGAUUUUGGUCUCAUCUGACCACAACACUUUCACCCAGUUCUCCUUUGAAUCAUUCAGAUGUUCAUUGGCAAACUUCAGACGGGCCUGUAUAUGUGCUUUCUUGGGCAGGGGGACCUUGCGGGCGCUGCAGGAUUUCAGUCCUUCAUGGCGUAGUGUGUUACCAAUUGUUUUCUUGGUGACUAUGGUCCCAGCUGCCUUGAGAUCAUUGACAAGAUCCUCCUGUGUAGUUCUGGGCUGAUUCCUCACCGUUCUCAUGAUCAUUGCAACUCCACGAGGUGAGAUCUUGCAUGGAGCCCCAGGCCGAGGGAGAUUGACAGUUCUUUUGUGUUUCUUCCAUUUGCGAAUAAUCGCACCAACUGUUGUCACCUUCUCACCAAGCUGCUUGCCGGUCUUGUAGCCCAUUCCAGCAUUGUGUAGGUCUACAAUCUUGUCCCUGACAUCCUUGGAGAGCUCUUUGGUCUUGGCCAUGGUGGAGAGUUUGGAAUCUGAUUGAUUGAUUGCCUCUGUGGACAGGUGUCUUUUAUACAGGUAACAAACUGAGAUUAGGAGCACUCCCUUUAAGAGUGUGCUCCUAAUCUCAGCUCGUUACCUGUAUGAAAGACACCUAGGAGCCAGAAAUCUUUCUGAUUGAGAGGGGGUCAAAUACUUAUUUCCCUCAUUAAAAUGCAAAUCAAUUUAUAACAAUUUUGACAUGCAUUUUUCUGGAUUUUUUUGUUGUUAUUCUGUCUCUCACUGUUCAAAUAAACCUACCAUUAAAAUUAUAGACUGAUCAUUUCUUUGUCAGUGGGCAAACGUACAAAAUCAGCAGGGGAUCAAAUAUUUUUUCCCCUCACUGUAGGUAUAUGUAGCUACAUCUAUGUAAAUCACAUAGAGACGACAGACAAGGAGAGAGAUACUGUAUGGGCAUGGUGUGAAGCUUUGUGUCCUUGCAUAUCCCCACAGAUCAAACAGUAUGAGUUUAGAGAGAAGUUCAGACAGCAGCCCUUCUUCCAAUUCUCUUUUGAAGACCCACACGGGGCUCUCGAUGAUGUGAGUAGUUCAAAAUCUUUUGUGGAUCUAAUUUCAACUCUGUGUUGAGUAUAAACUCUAAACCUUCCAAUCCGGUGUGAAACCACAGAUUCAGAUGGACAUCAUGGGCUUGGAGGAAGAGAUGGAGGGCCUGUCUGACUCAGCCGGUCUGUUUGAGGUGAAUGUUCCCGACUACAAACAGCUCAAAACCUGCCGCAAGGAGAUCGUCCUGCUUAAAGAACUCUGGGACAUGAUCCUGCUGGUAAGACGCCACAGCUCAAAGGCAUACUGGUGUUUUGAAAAAAAGCAUAACAUUAUGUGGAGAAAAAUCUGGAUGCAUGCAAUAGUGUCACUCUGUUUGAUAGAUAUUUGCGAUUCAUCUUGUAUGGAGCUUUCUCUACUCUGGUCUUAUGCUGGCCUGUGUCAAUGGUUAGAUAAUCAGUGAGACUGAUUCAAUAGAUUGACAGACAGUGAGUGACAGUGUGCUGGUUGUGGCUGCAGGUGCGCGGGAACAUGGAUGACUGGAAGACCACCCUGUGGAAGGACAUCAACGUGGAGGGGAUGGAUAUGGACACCAAGAAGUACGCCAAGGACAUCAAGGGGCUGGACAAGGAGAUGAGGGCCUGGGACACCUUUACCGGAUUGGACAGCAUGGUGAAGAACAUGAUGACAUCACUGCGCGCCGUGGGAGACCUGCAGAACUCGGCCAUCAGGGACCGCCACUGGCUGCAGCUCAUGAUGGCCACCAAGGUACAAGUCAGCUUCAGUCAACGGCACCAAUGGCUGUGUCCCAAAUGGCACCCUAUUCCUUUAUAGGACUAAAUAGGGAGUAGGAUGCCAUUUGGGAUGCACCAAUGACUUUGGAAAAUACUUCUCUACAUUUCCUUAUGCAUUCGGGACUGAUGAUGUGUCAUAAGGAGCUGAUACCUUAUCCAAGAGCCAAGAGCUAGGUUAUAAAGCUUUUACUGAACCUGUAAUCCAUGUCCACCCCAAGGUGAAGUUUGAUAUGUCUGAGAAGACCACCUUUGAGGACCUGCUGAAGCUCAACCUGCACCAGUUUGAGGACGAGGUGCGCAGCAUCGUGGACAAGGCCGUCAAGGAGUCUGGCAUGGAGAAGGUGAGGACACAUAUAGAAACUGUAGUGGUUAGGCUAGUGAUUAUAGGCUAGUGGUUAGUGAUUAUUGUGAACAGGCCUUUUAGUCUCUCUCCCCCUGCUAACCCCUGCCCUGUGGUCUCCUCCCUUCCCCUCAGACUCUGGCCGAGCUGGACAGCACGUGGAGCUCCAUGGUCUUUGAACACGAGCCUCACGGCCGGACAGGCACCAUGCUGCUCAAACCCAACGAGGAGCUGGUGGAGACUCUGGAGGACAACCAGGUACACAACACACAACACACACCCACAACCACAUCAAACAGGAUUAGAUAGGCAGUCACCACACUCAUUUCAUGCAGUACCAGUAGUGUACUGUAGAGUGUCAUUUGAGAUCUGUCCAUUGAGUUCCAUUCACUGGGACUUCCAUCAUUUGGCUCCCUGUGCAGAUGUACUUCCUGAUGACUAUGGAGAUGUAUGACAUCAGUGACUAACCCCUGUUCUUCUUCUCUGGUGACCUCAGGUGCAGCUGCAGACUCUGAUGACUUCCAAGUACAUCGCUCACUUCCUGGAGGAGGUGUCUGGCUGGCAGCAUAGGCUGUCCACUGCAGACUCCGUCAUCUCCAUCUGGUUCACCGUGCAGCGCACCUGGACCCAUCUGGAGAGCAUCUUCAUUGGCUCCGAGGACAUCCGCUGCCAACUGCCCGAAGACUCCAAACGCUUUGACGGCAUCGACACGGACUUCAAGGAAAUCAUGGCUGAGGCAGUGAAGGUUACCAACGUGGUGGAGUCCACCAAUAAGAAAGGGCUUCUGGAGAAACUGGAGGGUUUGGAGACAGGGUAAAACAACGGCUUAGAACAGAUAUAGCUACAUUAUAUAAGAUUCCAAUGUUGCCCUGGUUUGAUCAUGCCAAUCAUUGACUCUAAUGGUUAUCUCCCUGUGUGUUGCCCCUCAGACUGGCUAUGUGUGAGAAGGCUCUGGCUGAGUACCUGGAGACCAAGCGUCUGGCCUUCCCCAGGUUCUACUUUGUCUCCUCUGCUGACCUGCUGGACAUCCUGUCCAAUGGAAACGACCCUGUGGAGGUACGCUUCCAGGCAGCCAGUACAUCUACAGAGCACAGCAACGGACCACAUAUUAUCCCAUAUCUCCAGUGUGUGACUGCCUGUGUUCACAUCUGCAGGUCAGCAAGCACCUGUCCAAGCUGUUUGAUAGCCUGUCCAACCUCAAGUUCCAGCUGGACGAGAGUGGCAAGCCCAUCAAGGUGGCCCUGGGAAUGUGGAGUGAAGAGAUUGAGUAUGUCUCCUUUGACAAGGACUGUGACUGCUCAGGACAGGUGUGGAAACAAUCAUAUACUACUGUAUAACUAAGUGUGUAACUCUUACAUUAGGGCUCUGCAUACUGCAGUCAAUGCUAUGCAAUAUUUUUUAGAUGUUCCUUCUGUGUUUGUGUGCAGGUGGAGAUGUGGCUGAACCGUGUGCUGGAGAGGAUGUGUGCCACUCUGAGAGUGGAGUUUGGAGAGGCUGUCCAGGCCUACGAGGAGAAACCCAGAGAACAGUGGCUGUUUGACUACCCAGCCCAGGUCUGUACUCUCACUUAUCUCUUGCUUAAACAUGAUUUUAGAAAUGUUUGCACACUUAUUGAAAAUAAAAUACAGAAAUAUCUCAUUUACAUAAGUAUUCACACCCCUGAGUCAAUACUUUGUAGUAGUACCUUUGGCAGAAAUUACAGCUGUGAGCCUUUCUGGGUAAGUCUCUAAGAACUUUCCACACCUGGAUUGUGCAACAUUUGCCCAUUAUUAUUUUCUAAAUUAUUUAAUCUCUGUCAAAUUGGAUGUUGAUCAUUGCUAGACAACCAUUUUCAGGUUUUGCCAUAGAUUUUCAAGUAGAUGUAAGUCAAAACUGUAACUUGGCCACACUGUCUUCUUGGUAAGCAACUCCAGUGUAGAUUUGGCCUUGUGUUUUAGGUUAUUGUCCUGCUGAAAGGUGAAUUCAUCUCCCAGUGUCCGGUUGAAAACAGACUGAACCAGGUUUUCCUCUAGGAUUUUGCCUCCUUUCCAUUUAUUUUUUAUCCUGACAAACUCCGCAGUCCUUAACGAGUAGAAGCAUACCCAUAACAUGAUGCAACCACCACUAUGCUUGAAAAUAUGGAGAGUGGCCUCUCUUAAAUAUGGCGUUUACCUCUCUUGCACCGUUGCUUCCUCUUUCGAGUCCCAGGGAUUAGGGCUUGGUCCGGAGUGAGCAGAAUGUCCAGAGCUGUCGACACGUAGAAAUUAUCAUCCAAAUCGAGUUUCGUGAUCGCUGUUCUGAUGUUCCUAUGACCGACUGUUUUCAAAUGAUGGAGAAGACACGUACAACAAAAGUUAAGAUCAGUGUAAAAAUCACACAACUUAGGAGCCCAUAAAAUGGCUGUUAUCCACUGCAGCGCCAUCUUGAUUUGCGUGCACAUAACUAAAAUCAUCACGGAAAUUUGAGUUACGAGUGCAUAUCUCAACCUGUGUUGUGUUGUGUUCCAGAUUGCCCUGGCCACCACUCAAAUCUGGUGGACCACAGAGGUGGGCAUAGCAUUCGCCAGGCUGGAAGAGGGCUAUGAGAAUGCACUCAAGGACUACUUCAAGAAACAGGUGACCCAGCUGAACACUCUGAUCACGCUGCUGAUUGGAGAGCUGUCCAGAGGAGACCGUCAGAAGAUCAUGACCAUCUGUACCAUCGACGUCCACGCUCGAGACGUAGUCUCCAAACUCAUCAGCACCAAG